AUGGAGAAACAAACAUUCUUCCCCUUGGUCGUCACGGUUCUCCUUUCGUUGUUGGUUGCAGAAAAAUCCUCCGGCAGCUUUUUCUCCUCGCUACAAUUCACCCGUGAUGCCCUGCUGGAUUUUUCGCGAGGUUCACAAAGAACUGUAGAUAUUAACCUUGAAUCAAAGAAUACGACGAGGAUGGUCAAUAAGACGUAUGUCUUGAUAGAAAGUCAAGCAAACGGCAUCGGUGAGACCUCACUCAGUGUAAAGAAAGUCGAUGAAAGUGUGAUGAAGACUACGACCAAUGCUUUUACUACAAUCCCAUCUGACAAAAUCAAAGAUUCGUUAGAUCCCUCAAUGAGAAAGGACUUGCCAAAGGAUCUACUAAUGACAUUUAGUGACAAAAGUGGAGUACUGGAACCCAUAAUACUCGUGCCAGUCAAGGAAAAAGUAAUAAUCAACCAGACAAAACGCGAAGUGUACAAAUCGCGUACUUCUCCAUCGAACAAGUUUAUGAAGGCCAUCAACGACAUCGAACUAGCAGAGGCAAAUGCAAACGCCUUAGGAGUCAAGUAUAGCUACGCUACCCUGGCUAAACUAAAGGGUCUUGUUGAAAAAGCAAUACGGAGCAAGAGUUAUAUAUAUGCUAGAGAGGUAAGAUAACUCGAAAAUUAAUUGCGGAUAGGGGUUAACUAGGGAACAGAGGAAAGAGUAAGGAAGCUUUUUUAGUUCACACGCCUUCUAAAUCAUUCUGAACAGGCAGAGCUGUGUAAAUUAAGGUGAAGAUAGAAUUUCUUGAACGUAUUUCUGCUAAAGCUAUGCAAAAAGCUGCAAAAAUAGUACCGUGUGAAGCUUGUUGUGCAUGUUACUUAAAUUCGGGAAGUAAGACUAGUCAUUUCAGUUUGGCCAGGAACCAUUCAAGCUAAACCUCGGUAUUAAGCAGUACUUUCACAAGGUAUUUUAAAAAGUGCAGUGAAGAUAGCGAGAUCUUUAAAUGAAAGUCUACCCAAGCUGACUUCAUACGACUGGAAAGGUGAUAUUCUGCACUCUUUUAAAAAUCAGAUUCUCUUCCUGUAAAUUUAAACAUUUUCAGAUCGUCGGAAAGAUCAUGUAUUUACUGAGCACUAAGGCAAAAUCGUCAAGUCGGAAAAAGAGAAGCUCAACAAGUGAGGGAAAGGCAUUUCUUCAAGAUCUUCGUAAAAAGGUCGGUGGUGCUAAAUUUGAUAGCUUUUUGGCUGUGCAAGGCGAUGUAGGUCUUAUGUUUGCCAUAGAUGAUACAGGAAGCAUGCACGAUGAAAUCCAAGCGGCAAAAAAGAUCGCAAAAGAUAUCAUCAACUAUAAGCGGAGGUUCCCUAUCACGGAGUACAUCUUGUCACCAUUUAACGACCCCUAUCCAUGUGAGUAAAAUACUGGUUUUUAGGUCGUCCAGUCGUGUCGUCUGUUGUGCUAUUUGAGUACUAACUUUUUUCGGUGUUGCAGUAACAGCACUGGGCAUCCACAAAAAUAUAUCGCCCAAUAUGCACACGGGUCAAUGUUAAAUAAUCUUUUGUAAAAUUAUCUGUAGUGUAUUAGAUUGUCGUCCUUUUUUUGUUUCAGAACUAAAAUUUUGAGCGAUGUUGACGGAUUUUGAGUUCGCCGUUUACUGUGCCUCUCCGCAGUAAACGGCAAACUCAAAAUCCUACAGAACUGCAUCAAAUACCAUUUCUGAGACAAAGAAGGACAAUUUACAUUAAAUUCCUACGGUACAACGUUUUUUUUUCGCACUGGUAAAUGCACAUAUUUAGCCACAUAUCGCUAUAUAUACAUAUGAAGCAAACGAAUCCAAUAGGCCAUUUACCAGUUAUUCCAAGCCUCUGUUUCAAAGCGAGGCUAGGUGCGAAGCUGUUGAUAUGAAAAUAACCUUUUAUUUUCUUGCUUGUAAAACUUAUUUUCACAAAAAUGGUUUUGCACUUAGCCUCGCUUUGUAAGGGGGGAUUUUGUAGCCAGUUCCAGGCUCCGAGAUAGUCAGGUCCGCUGAAUUGAGAAAGCGCGAACACGAAAAUGAAACGCCCGGCCAACUUUUUGCGUGCCUUUUCCUUUCACGUCGUCAGUCCACACUAUCUGAGGGCCUGCAACAGGCUAGGGAUUUUGGAACUCAGAAAUGGAUUAUACAUGUACUAUAAAAUAAAAACUCGGAACAAACGGUUACAAACAGAUUUCAUGGGCUUCCUAUGUAGCAGUAUAUUUAAUGACAAGGGAGUGUUUGGUUCGUUGUCAGAGGUCGACACAGUUUGUCAUUUUUUUAUCUAUAUUUUAAUUCCGGUAGAUCCAACAAAUGCCGAUCCGGUGAUUGUCAAGAACGAAACUGAAGCUGGAGAGUUUGAAAAAGAAAUAGAAAAACUCAGGGCCCAUGGCGGCGGAGAUUGCCCAGAGUACACGUUUGAGGGAAUGCGUGGAGCACUAAAUGAUCUGCAAGUGAAUGGUUCUCCUUUGUAUGUGUUUACUGACGCAGGACCGAAGGAUGCAACAGAGGCGGAUAUUGAGGAAGUCAAGACGAUAGCUAAGGAACGUGGCGUAGCUAUUAACUUUUUGACCACAGGUAUAAUUAGAGGAGAAUUCUUGAUUUUUGGCCUUAAAUUAACCACAUACUAAUUUUUUUAUGGCUGACUUCUCGAGCGGGCAAGAGGAAGCGAAUCUUGAGUUCUGAUUGGCUAUCUGAGUGCAAGGCUCGUUAUUUCCCCCUUUGGGCCCGCAGCAAAAAAUAUAAUAAAUCGGUCAUUGGCCAAGCUUGGAGAGUAAGAGAGUAUUUUGCCUUUCAUGUGCUUCAUGCUAGCUAAGAAAAGUUUAUCUUAACUUCAGCUUCUUAAAAUGUUUUAAGGUUAUUGUCGCAGUCGAGGUUACAGCUCGCGCGAUCCAAGAAAUCUUCACCCAGCCUUCCUAGAUCUGGCUAAAAGCACUUCUGGUCUAGCCAUCAUGUUUAACAACGCAGGGGAAUUGGAUCAAGUGACCAAUUUGACAAUCGGGACAUUGGAGGGUGAUACUAUCGUAUCUACCGGCUCAAACAAGACGAGCAGAAAAAAGAGGAGUUCUGCUGGAUUAACUGGCAGUCGAUAUACCAUUCCUGUUGAUGACUCUAUUGAAAAGAUGUCUGUAACCAUAAAUACUGCUACAGAAGGUACGCGAUACUUGUUGGGCAAUUGUAAAUAUGAAUAAACAUUUAAAAUAAUCAUUAUUAACGCGAACUGUCCGGGAUCAGGAGCUACUAACCCAGAGCGAGAUACUUGUUUCCUCGGGCAGGUUCAUUUAGGGCACUUUUUCCCACGAAAAUGGAAGCCUAGCUGGGUUCGAAGUAUAAGACAUCCACAACGAGGGUAACUAAACGUCAUUAAAAGGUCACUAAUACCCGCGAUUUUUCAGGUCUGUAUGUUUUGCUAGAUGAUUGGUCAAACUUUUCAAAAAGUAUUCUAAAUUCGCGCCAAAAUCGUUCUAAAAAUAAACUCGUUCCUGAAUUAGUAAACCAAAUUUCUCAUUCAUAUGAUCAAACAGUUGCUUGUGACGUCAUGGCACAUAGAACCCUAAUUUGUCAACUGCUGAAAGACAGCAAGCAAUUGACCACUUUAGAAUCAAAAAGUGAACUGGAGCCUAAAUGUGCCCCGCAAUUGUUUCUGGGAUCGGUACUGAGGACGCGCUGGUCAGCUAUUGGCCAAUAUCUUCCCCUGUCCAUAGUAACUGUCCCAGAAGUCUUUGCGAAAGUUUCCUUCUCGUUUCCAAAGACGGGAAUUGGUGAUAUGGUGGCUCUAUGUAAAUGAACGGCUGUUAACGUUUUUGGUAUCAGCUAGCAGCAUCCAUAAAUCAUUAGUAAGCGAGACUGCUCCUUGGUUAGUGCUUCACCAACCCUUUUUCACCCUGGUCCACACUAGAGUCAAGUGUAUCUUCAGGAGCCGAGUAAUAGGUUUAAUUCCUUCUUUCUUAUCGUCCUUACAGGGCGUGGAAUCGUCUUAAAAAAUGCGGACAGCGUCGAAAUAACGUCUGGAAAACUUAGUUUGUCACAUAUUACCAUCUAUGAAAUUACCAAUCCUAGGAAAGGAACCUGGACCCUAACCGUGCCAGGUAGUAAUGGUGAUCAUGAGUUCUCUGUCAAGUCAAGCAGCGACACUAACGUAGAUUUCGAUCAUUACUUCCUGAUUAAACUUUCUUGGCACAGACGGCCUACUGAAGUUCCCAUUUCGAAUCCAGUUGUUGGUAAGCCAGUCUCAUUUCUAGAAGAGUAGAUAAAAUCUUCUCAAUUUUGGGAGGAGGCAUGGCUUCCUCUUACUUUUAUCUUAACUAUUGUUCUAGUGAGGUUUUCAGCUUUCAAGAGCCCAAUAUACGAAAGAGCUAUCCUAAAACGCAUCUUCUCCGUAUUGUUUUCACUUUUUGACUUAAUUUUUAGGGGUAAUCAUGCUAAAUGUAGAAAAUGACCAUAAAGAAGUACUCUAAGCCCCCAAUGGUAAUCGAACCAUGAGUUUUCAGUUGAAGGUACAAAAUUGAUCUUUGGUUGACCCUUUGUUAGAUUUUGGUAUUUUCUUAACCGCAUACUUUCUUUUUUUCUUUUAGGAAAGUUAAACAAAAUCAUAAUUUCUGUAGCUGGAUCAAAAAAACUAGACAACAGUUCCAUGAGACUGCAACUCGUAACCACAGAGGGAAAAUAUAUCAGUGACCUCAUCCUUCAGCCACAAAGCCAAGGUCGUUUUCUGGUCGACUUUAAUGCCCAUGCGAAUGGCCGACCAUUUAAGCUUAAACUGAAGGGCACGACACAAAAAGGUUACCCUUUUGAGAGAAUUUCCCAUAAAAUCCACAAAACAACCACGGCUGUUCUAAGGGGAACUUACGCAAGCAAUUAUUACACCCUUCCUUUGGGCAGAACCACAUUUAUUCGUUUUCAACUGUGCAACUUUGGGGCCACUGAAACUUUUGAUUUUCUUGUCGCAAAGGACACACGGCGUUAUGUUUUCCAUCGUCGCCUGACUCCCAAACGCGUAAUAAAAGGCCGUUGUAAAUACAUCUCUAUUUUCGCCAAAGCUACUCGUUCUGAAGACGUGGGGAAGACAGAUACAGUUUUCAUUAUCCUCAAGGGUCGAAUCUCAAGAACUGUUAUCUCGGAGACAGUUCAUCUGCUUGUUGACAAUUAA
Porites evermanni is the source of this 5132-nucleotide messenger RNA. The record is from the annotation of a GenBank genome assembly. Lineage: Eukaryota; Metazoa; Cnidaria; Anthozoa; Scleractinia; Poritidae.